AUAAACAUAUUCUCUUCACUUAUACUAACCACCUUAUUUUUAUUAACAAUACCCAUCGUAAUAACAAGCCUCAGCACCUAUAAGAACCCCAACUACCCAUCCUACGUAAAAACAGCCAUUUCAUGCGCCUUCAUUACCAGCAUAAUCCCCACAAUAAUAUUUAUUCAUACGGGCCAGGAAAUAAUCAUUUCAAAUUGACACUGAUUGACCAUCCAAACUCUCAAAUUAUCACUCAGCUUUAAAAUAGACUAUUUUUCAAUAAUAUUUGUCCCAGUAGCACUAUUCGUUACAUGAUCUAUUAUAGAAUUCUCAAUAUGAUACAUACACUCAGACCCCAACAUUAAUCAAUUCUUUAAAUAUCUACUCCUGUUUCUUAUUACAAUACUUAUUCUUGUCACUGCAAACAACCUCUUCCAACUAUUUAUUGGCUGAGAAGGCGUCGGAAUUAUAUCAUUCUUACUCAUCGGAUGAUGGCACGGACGAGCAGACGCAAACACAGCAGCCCUACAAGCAAUCCUGUACAACCGCAUCGGCGACAUCGGGUUUAUCCUAGCAAUAGCAUGAUUCCUAGCAAAUCUUAACACCUGAGACCUCCAACAAAUCUUCAUAUUAAACCCAGACAACUCUAACGUACCCCUAAUAGGACUAGUACUAGCCGCAACAGGAAAAUCCGCUCAAUUUGGCCUCCACCCAUGACUCCCCUCUGCAAUAGAAGGCCCAACCCCUGUCUCAGCACUACUCCACUCAAGUACAAUGGUAGUAGCAGGCAUCUUCCUAUUAAUCCGCUUCUACCCACUAACAGAAAACAACAAACUUAUCCAAUCCAUUACACUAUGUCUAGGAGCUAUCACCACCCUAUUUACAGCAAUAUGUGCCCUCACCCAGAAUGACAUCAAAAAAAUCGUCGCCUUCUCCACAUCCAGCCAGCUAGGCCUUAUAAUGGUAACAAUUGGCAUCAACCAACCCUACCUGGCAUUCCUCCAUAUCUGCACCCACGCCUUUUUCAAGGCUAUACUAUUCAUAUGCUCUGGCUCCAUUAUCCACAACCUAAACGACGAACAAGACAUUCGAAAAAUAGGAGGCCUAUUCAAAGCCAUACCAUUUACCACAACAGCCCUCAUUAUUGGUAGCCUCGCGCUAACAGGAAUGCCUUUCCUUACAGGAUUUUAUUCCAAAGACCUAAUCAUCGAAGCCGCCAAUACGUCAUAUACCAACGCCUGAGCCCUAUUAAUAACACUAAUUGCCACCUCAUUCACAGCCAUCUACAGCACCCGAAUCAUUUUCUUCGCACUCCUAGGACAACCCCGAUUUCCCACCUUAAUUAUUAUCAAUGAAAACAACCCCCUUCUAAUUAACUCUAUCAAACGCUUGCUGAUCGGAAGUGUAUUUGCAGGAUUUAUUAUCUCUAAUAGCAUCCCCCCAAUAACAAUUCCCCAAAUAACUAUACCCUACUACCUGAAAACAGCAGCCCUAAUAGUUACAGUCCUAGGCUUUAUCCUAGCCCUAGAAGUCAGCAACAUAACUCAAAACCUAAAAUUCAAAUACCCCUCUAACGCCUUCAAAUUCUCCAACAUGCUAGGAUAUUUCCCUGUAAUCAUACAUCGCCUAGCUUCUUACACAAACUUAACAAUAAGCCAAAAAUUAGCAUCCUCUCUUCUAGACCUAAUCUGACUAGAAAACAUUUUACCAAAAACUACCUCACUUAUCCAAAUGAAGGCAUCCAUCACAGUCACAAACCAAGAAGGCCUAAUCAAACUAUAUUUCCUCUCCUUCCUAAUCACAAUUAUCAUCAGCAUGGUCUUAUUUAAUUUCCACGAGUAA
Molecule: messenger RNA, 1821 nt
Organism: Bubalus bubalis (water buffalo)
Lineage: Eukaryota; Metazoa; Chordata; Mammalia; Artiodactyla; Bovidae
Source: the annotation of a RefSeq genome assembly